GUGGUGGCCAGUGGCUGCGGUGUAAAGAUCACAGUGGGUUGAGUGGCCAAGGUAGAUGGUGGUGAUUCCUGCUUGUUGGAGGGCACGUUGAGAGAGAAGAUUGAUAGGAAGGGUAGGUAUAUGGAGGCCAAUUACUGUUCCUGUGGGAAAAAGAGGACAAGGGAGGGUGGAAGUGUUGUGGCAUGGGUGGAGGAGAGAGUUACAAGGUGGGGAGUUUUGUGUGUCACAGUGUAUUGGAAUGAAUUUUCAUUGAUAGAUGAGGCAUACAUGGAAUCAGAGACGGUCGGAGCACUUAGCUGGCCAAUGAAGCUGGAGGACGGGAAGGUCAUCAAGGGUGGGACGAGGAUGGAUGGUGGACCAGCGUGGGGGAGAGCCGGUGUUACCGCGGGCAAACCACUCAUCGGUGAGUACCUUGAAGCAUGCAUCAGCCGUGUGGGUGGUUUUCUGGCAGCGAUUUCCGGUCUGGGAACCAAAUCGGAUGAGGUAAGGGCAAGGAGGAAGUGUGCCGGUGGAGGUUGCAAGAAUCCAGGUGAUGAUAUCUGCGGUGGGGACAUGGAGGGAAAGGAUUUGGGUGUAGGCAAUUUUGUGAACAGCAUAUGCUUCUGUGAGGCCAUCCAUCAGGCGCCAGUUAAGGAGGGAGGGGUCGACACGAGUGAAGUCAGCGGCACCGGUGCAGGUGUCGAGUGUGAUGGAGUGAAACUCGCGGUAGAGGGCAUGGAGGGAGGCGAGGUCUUGGCGAUCAUAGGUCGCCUGGAGCUCGGUCCAGAGGGCCCAGGAGGAGGCCGGGUCCAGCACACGUUUGAGGGAGUGGGGGAGGCAGGCGAAGAUGAUGCCGAGUGCCUUCAUAUCCGCAGUGCACCAUGCCUCACUGCGGGUAUCGAAGGUAGCAACAGCUGUGGCGUGAGUGACCAUAGCAUCUGUGUGCUUUUGAACAAGGGCUAGGGCCGCAUCAUGCUCGGCGACUAGGGCGGUGUGAGCAUCGAGGUUGCGGGUGCAGGUGUCUUGGGAGGUGGCAUAGGUGGCAAUGCGAGUGGCGAAGGUGUGCAGAUCGUCGUGAGAGAGGAGAGGAGCAGGGGUAAAGGGUUGGUUGACCCAAACAACCCAAACCUUCAUCUACACUACAACACUAACAUACUACAUGCUAUAGAUAUAGGAUAUAUUGUAACAG
Molecule: messenger RNA, 1168 nt
Organism: Closterium sp. NIES-67
Lineage: Eukaryota; Viridiplantae; Streptophyta; Zygnematophyceae; Desmidiales; Closteriaceae
Source: the annotation of a GenBank genome assembly